GUCGCGGUGCAUGCAUAGACGACGGCGUCGACGCCGUCGCGCUGCCUUUCGGUAAAGCCCAACAGUAACGCCGCGACGCUCAUGGACAAGAGGUCAUAUGACCUCCGAGCAAUUACGGGAAGAGGAGAAAGAGGAGCCAAAAAAUUACUGAGUUAUUAUAACGCCGAAUUUGAUGAGGCGGACCAUCGGAGGAGAAGCGAUCUUCCAUCCGAGGAGUGUUUCAUUUUAAUUAAAUUUUUUUUCAUGGUAUAUUUUCGGUGAAGUGAAUGUUGGCAGUACGAACGCCUAUUAAAAAAAUUAAUUAGAGAGAAAUAGCGGAGAAAAUUAAAAUGUGACGAGCAUCAAAAAGUGAUAGGAAUUUAUUUUUGAAUAAAGGAAAACUACAGUCCGCAGGAGUCGAUUCGGCGUGAAAAUGGACGAGGAAACGGACUGGAAUUUUUGACGUUGGAGUUUAACGAGCGUCGCCGCCAUGUUAGGGGCAAAAUUCGAGUCAAUGUUCAGCUAAUAUGUACUUAGCGGUCACUGCGUUACUGCUUCUCAGUACCGGUUUAGCAGGUUCGAUGCCUGGAGGACCAGGAGUUCCAGAAAACAUUACAGUCACCUUUCUAAAUCCCACGUCCGUGCGCGUCUCGUGGGCGACAUCCUCGGAGAAUGCCGACAAAUACGACGUCACCUACAAACCCACAGGUGCCAGAGUGGUGGCGUUGGUGGCGGGCAAUUCGGAUGCAGUGACGUUGAGCGGCCUUAAGGCCGACACCCAAUACCAAUUAACGGUAGCCGCCGUUUGGCGCGGCAAAAAAUACAGAAGUCGACCGAUUGUCUUCCGCACUCUGGAACCGCCGCGUACGUCGCCGCAGCAGGACCAAAUGGCCGCGGCGUUUUCGACGCCCGAGCCGGCCGUCGCGACGUCCACCGCUAGGGACAAGGAGGCGACGCCGACCGGCGACCAAGCGCCCGCCGAUUUGGUCGAGUACCCUCAAACCAGCUCGACGGUGAGAGGAGUAGAAAUAGGUAUAGUUCUUCUGGUGCUGUUCGUUUGGAUAGCGGCCAUAGCGUUGUUCUUCAAUCGAUGGGGCAAGAUUCGCAUGCUGCUGCCCUACCAGCCCGACUACAAGCACGAGCAGCUCAAAGUACCGGGAACGGCCGCCUGCGCCGCCGCCGUCGCCUCCGGUAACACUUGCACGCACAAUUCCGGCGAUCACAUCUGCCAACAGGUCUUUCAUUCCCAAAAUUCGAUCCACGCUCAGCCGCCGCGACGCGCCAGGCCGCGCAUGAACAGCGCCAUCUUCGUGUCGAACAGCGGCCCCGGCCUGGACCCGAAGGAGUUCUUCCGCCGGCACGGGUCGGUGUCGAAGCUGUGCAGGAAGGCGCGCAGCGUGGACAACAUAUCGCUGGAGGAGCAGCACUUCGGGCUGCCGCAGCUGUCGAUAUCGGGGCCGUCGCCGCCGGAGGACGACGAGCGCGAGAUGGACGCCGACGGCGACGAGAUCGCCGAGACUGAGACGCUGAUGGGGGACGAGUGACGGAGCGAUUGGUUUCUGUCCGGUAACGUUCGAGUGUAGGCGGUCGCAGUGUAAGAAGAAAGCAGUUCUUCCUGUAUAUUUACAAAUUUUAAUAGGUACUUGAUGUUCAUCUGAUCCUUUGGCGGCUGAAUUACUAAAACUGUUGUUUGAUAUACUAAAUGCUUUUUUCUUAUAUCUGUUCGGCAUGUUAGUAUAUUCGUCUUCUAUUCAAUUAAAAUGUACUGUCGCUAAUUAUUUUCGAAGCAAUAAAGUGUGAUUUAAAUUAAAACAGAAACAGCUACAACGGUGCCAAUGACUGCGAAAUAUUAGUGUACUGACAGAGCGUUUUUUUGUAGUAGAGCAUCCUUUUGUGUCAUUUUAUUGUAGAAUUACUAUGAUUUCAAACGCUAGAACUUUUGUAAAUAUUUUUUUAAAAUCCAAACGUAUCAAGAAAAGAUGUAAUUACACUUUAACGUAUACAACUCCCAACUUAUCAAACAAAAUUCCAUAACAUAUCAAAAACCUUGGGUCCAAAAUUACGUGACCAAUUUUCUCCAAAAAUAACAUGUAUCAAUUAGAAAAAUGCCAUAUAUGUAGGUAUUGUAUUAUUUAUUAUAGUUUGGGACGUGUUGUAUAGCUUCGCAUGAGGCGCCAGAUAAAAUUUUCUUGGGACCAAACGUGAAAACAAACAAUACAAGAAAAGCUUUAAUCGAUAAGGCGGACUGAAUAUUUCAUGAACAUAAAAAUGGAUUUGUUCAUUUCGUUUAAAAAAAUACGUUUUUUCUUACCUGUACACGCUCUUCAAAUCUCGAUAUACGUUAAAGUGUAAAAAGCAUCGUCUAAAGAAGCACAACAGACCAAAGUAAAGCUGAAUUUAUUCGAAAAAUAUUCAAAAUACCUCUUCGUAUUAUCAUAUCGUUUAAUGUCCUGCGUUCCCGGUCGUUCGAUCGCAACGUGCAGGACGGACUUAACAACAUUUUACACAUCGAAAAUAUCUUUGCUCAAAUCAUUAUGUACAAGAGUACCUAUUUUUAUUUAAUUUUGAUUUCGAAAAUACGCCAAUUUUGAACAAGUAUUAAAAACGAUUAGCUACAUAUAUAAUUUAUUUUGUUUCUUCGAUAAAAUCUCUCAUUUCAUGCGCAGAAGAUUGUAUAUACUUACUUAGGAUAAACAAAAAUUGUAAAAUAUUUUAAAUAUCCCUAAAAUUUGUCUAUGAUUAUGUCAGUCAAUGAAUGGUAUUGUUGAGCUUUAAGAAUUAAAACAUACGUCGCCGUGAAAUAGUCAAUUAUAAACUAAAUAUUUUUAACUGCUUCAUUUCCUUAUACUUAACAGUUUACCCGAAAUUCAAAAUAUCUUUACUAUACAUUAUAAUAAUACGAGUAUAUACAUAUUUAAUACCUACAAAGAACCAAAAUAGCUUUAAUUAAAUCCUAGAGAUGCCUAGAGUAGUUUUUCUCUUGAUAUAUAAUAUAGAACGAAUUUCCCGAAUUAUAUAUUUUCACAUUAAUGUAGUAAUUUCAAUUUCUAAGCAACUAAAUUCUCAACUUUUUUACGAAAAAGAAUAUUUACCUAUAACACAGAAUUUGAUGAGAAUGAUAUUGCUAGUAAGUAAUUGUUGGAAGUAGAAAGAAUUUAUAGGUAAAACAUUAAAUUGUGGGUCCAAAAUAGUUUUAUCCUUAAUAAAUUUUUGGACAAACCUAAUUAUUAUGUACAUUAUAAAGAUACCUUUCAAUAUGUAAAAAUGCCUUGAAACCAUUUACAAUGUACUUUUUUAUUUUUUCAUACAAAUUAUAAGCUAGAACUUCCCGAGGUGUUUUAUUUCUUAUCAGAACUUGUCAGUCAUAUUUUUAUUUAAUUCGUCCGUUCAUAUUGGUAAAACUUUUAUUUCAAUUCAAGUACAAUAAAAUUUGCUGAUCAAUAAAAAAUAAACCACUUCGCAGAAAAACUAUUUUCUUAGGAUAUCCAAAGAUAUAUCUAAAAAUAUGUAUAUUGUUUUUAAACUGUGAUGAUAAGGCCUUUCUAUUAACCAAUUUGUUUUAAAAUUAGUUUUUAGAAAAGUAUGUAUGUAUCUAUUGACUAUGUAAAAUUAUGUACAUAUACUCCUACAUGCAUUAUUGAUUUUGUCACUAAAAUUUCUUUGUGUAAUGCAAAAUAAAAUUAUGUAUCCCUCGUACAAAAUUUAUUUAUAACGCCUUCUUUAUCCCACUAACUGUAGAACAUUUAUCUUCCUUUCACCAUCCAUUCUUUCCGUGUGAACAACCGAAUUUUUCGGCCGAUUUUCUGAGAAAGUACCCCUAUGAGACUUCCCUAAAAUAUUCUUCAACUUCAAGGGGGUGCUGCCCCUUUAACAAGGUCAAGCGAGUCCUAUUUACAAUUAAAUAAUAGGACUAAUUUAUUAAAAAAAUAGAAAUUUAUUAAACUUAUUAGGUAAAGGAAAUAUAAAAUAACUAUCAAUCCUCAUCAGAACCAGAACUGGCGUUUUCUUGGUUCUCCAAAUACUGCUUAAUCUGGUCCUGCAAGGCCUUGUCUUCUUUCAAUUGAGAUAUUUUCAAAUUAUUGUUAUUGCAGCCAAUGUAGGGGCAUUUCGCUUUUUUCUUGGAACUUUCAAUAUAAUUGGCUAUAGUGUCGUAUUCGUAAACAUGUCCGCACACUUUGUUUCUGUACGCUACAGUAAUAAUUGCUUUACUAAUAGGAUCUACGGGUGGGGUGAAGACAUUUGCACAAAACAUGGAUUCCUCCAGUUCAUCGUAUUCGGAAUCUUUUAAUUUUUUGUUUUUC
This is a messenger RNA of Phyllotreta striolata, 4280 nucleotides long. The record is from the annotation of a GenBank genome assembly. Lineage: Eukaryota; Metazoa; Arthropoda; Insecta; Coleoptera; Chrysomelidae.